CAUUCCUGCCUUUUACGGGAAGGUGCGGGCACCAGCAGGCUUGGGGCGCUGCUCAGGAGUCCCGCCUUUUGCCUUGGGACCCAAGGGGCGAGUCGAGGUGUUUUGGGGACCGCUGGGCUCCUUUCCUGCCAGAAGCUCAGGAGAAAGGACCCUGCUCGCUCAAAGUGGCCUACACGGCUCCCCCUUUCCCGCUCCACUUUGUUUCCCUCCGCCCGGGGAAUCGUUUGGACACUGCGCCCCUCUCUCUCUUCUGCCUUCUCCGCUCCGCAGGCCGCUUCCCCCCCGCCCCCGGGGAAGCUGAUCGCACGGCGGCUGCCCGCGCCCUGUUCUGGUGCUGCUCUUGCCCCGCUUUCAGCGCCCGUGGUGAUGCCAUGCCCCGCAAGCCCAGCGGAGGAGACGAGGGCAGCUCCGCCGGGCUCUGGAUGAAGAGCAGCCGCGCGGGCAGCGGCAUGAAGGAUGUGGAGGCCGGCCGCAGCAGGGUGCUCAUGAACUCGGCCUCCAGAGGGGACGGCUUGCUCCUGCUGGGCACCGGUAGCGCCAUCGGCCGAGGCGGCUCGCGGGAGAACCGGCGGGGGAAGCAAGGGGGAGCCCGGAUGAGCCUGCUGGGGAAGCCGCUGUCGUACAACAGCAGCCAGAGCUGCCGGAGGAACGUCAAGUACCGGAGGCUGCAAAACUAUCUGUACAACGUACUGGAGAGACCGCGCAGCUGGGCGUUCAUCUACCACGCGUUCGUUUUUCUUCUUGUAUUUGGUUGCUUGAUUUUGUCAGUGUUUUCUACCAUUCCUGAGCACGCAAAACUUGCCUCUCGUUGCCUCUUCAUUCUGGAGUUUGUCAUGAUUGUUGUGUUUGGUUUCGAAUAUAUCAUUCGCAUCUGGUCAGCUGGCUGCUGUUGUCGCUACCGAGGAUGGCAAGGAAGAUUGCGAUUUGCAAGGAAACCAUUCUGUGUAAUCGACACCAUUGUUCUCAUCGCUUCAAUAGCAGUUGUUUCUGCAAAAACUCAGGGUAACAUUUUUGCAACAUCAGCACUGAGAAGUCUUCGUUUCCUACAGAUCCUUCGUAUGGUGCGCAUGGACCGAAGAGGAGGGACUUGGAAAUUAUUAGGUUCAGUAGUUUAUGCACAUAGCAAGGAAUUAAUCACAGCCUGGUACAUAGGAUUUUUAGUACUUAUCUUUUCCUCUUUCCUUGUCUAUCUGGUGGAAAAAGAUGCAAAUACCCAGUUUUCUACGUAUGCAGAUGCUCUCUGGUGGGGCACAAUCACAUUGACAACAAUUGGCUAUGGAGACAAAACUCCUCUUACUUGGCUUGGAAGGCUGCUUUCUGCUGGGUUUGCUCUACUUGGAAUUUCUUUCUUUGCGCUACCUGCUGGCAUUCUUGGCUCAGGCUUUGCAUUAAAAGUACAAGAACAGCAUCGUCAGAAACAUUUUGAGAAAAGAAGGAAUCCAGCUGCCAGUUUAAUUCAGUGUGUAUGGCGUAGUUAUGCGGCUGAUGAGAAAUCGGUUUCCAUUGCUACCUGGAAGCCUCAUUUGAAGGCCUUGCAUACCUGCAGCCCUACAAAGAAAGAACAAGGUGAAACUUCUAACAGUAAGCUUUGUAGUAAUAAACAGAAGCUCUUCAGGAUGUACAGCUCUCGGAAACAUAGCCAGAAGUUAAGUUUUAAAGAGCGGGUACGAAUGGCUAGCCCAAGAGGGCAGAGUAUUAAGAACAGGCAGGCAUCAGUUGGAGAUCGACGGUCACCAGGUACUGACGUUACUGCAGAGAGCAGCCCAACCAAAGUGCAAAAGAGCUGGAGCUUCAAUGACCGAACUCGUUUCAGACCUUCACUGCGUCUGAAGAGUUCUCAGCCAAAACCAGUGGCUGAUGCUGACACCACUCUUGGAACAGACGAUGUUUGUGAUGAGAGAGGAUGCCAAUGUGAUGUAUCAGUAGAAGAUCUCACGCCAGCACUUAAAACCAUCAUUAGAGCUAUCAGAAUCAUGAAAUUUCAUGUUGCAAAGAGAAAGUUUAAAGAGACAUUACGUCCAUAUGAUGUAAAAGAUGUAAUUGAACAGUAUUCAGCUGGUCACCUUGAUAUGUUGUGCAGAAUAAAAAGCCUUCAGUCCCGCGUUGACCAGAUUCUUGGAAAAGGACAAAUCACAACAGAUAAGAAAAGUCGAGAAAAGAAUACUGCAGAGAAUGAGACAACUGAUGACUUUAGUAUGUUAGGGCGUGUAGUCAAGGUGGAGAAGCAGGUACAAUCCAUAGAGUCAAAACUGGACAGCCUGUUAGAUAUAUAUCAACAGGUCUUAAGGAAAGGAUCUGCAUCAGCGCUCACUUUGGCUUCAUUUCAAAUGCCAUCUUUUGAAUGUGACCAGACCUCUGAUUAUCAAAGUCCUGUAGAUAGCAAAGAUUUAUCUAGUUCUGCACAAACUAGUGGAUGUGUAUCCAGAUCAGCUAGUGCCAACAUGACUCGUGGCCUACAGCUUAUACUGACACCAAAUGAAUUUAGCACUCAGGCUUACUAUGCUUUUAGUCCAACUAUGCAUAGUCAAGCAACACAGGUGCCAAAUGAUGAACCUGCAACAGUAAUAACUAAUAACACAUCAAACCAAAUAAACCAGGCAACUAAGCCAACAACACCAACAACAUUACAAAUACCACCUUUCUCCUCAGUCAAGGAUGCCAACUGGCCUGAGCCUCUUCAUAUUAUUCCUGCAACUACACAGGAAAAUAUUUCUGAUGUCACCGCUUGCCUUGUUGCUUUAAAGGAUAAUGAACAAGUUGCACAGUCCAAAGUAACAAAGGAUCUUUCCUGGAGAAAAAACCUUGAUACAGAAGGGGAACCCUUGGUCUCAGUUAAACCAGUAGUGCAAAUGGAUUUAGGAAAAUCUUUAUCUGUACAAAACCUUAUACAAUCAUCUGAAGAACUGAAUGUACACAUUGCUGGGAGUGACUCCAGUGGCUCAAGAGGGAGCCAGGAAGUGUACUCCAAAUGGAGGGAGUCAAAAUUAUUUAUAACAGAUGAAGAGUUGGAAGCAGAGACAAAAACAGAGGCUUUUGAAAGCAUCUCUCGCUCAUUAGUGGAAACAGCUCUUUCUACUGACUCUCUAAGGACUGGAAUAUCAAGAUCAUCUCAAAGCAUUUGCAAGCCAGGGGACAGUACAGAUGCACUCAGCUUGCCUCAUGUCAAACUUAAAUAACAAUUUAUGAGUUUUCUUCAUUGGCUGAGUAAUUCCUUUAGUCAUACAUAUCAUAGCAUGAACUCUUUUUAAAGUCUUUUUAAUAAGAUAAAAUUGCAAGAAUCAGGAAGAAUCUGAAAGGCAGUUGUAUGAGCCCAUAUCUUCUAGUUGCAUGAAAAUGCAUGCUUAAGUGACAGCUAAAAUUCAGAUUUAUACCUAAUGUACAUCACUUUUAUGUAGUACAGUAGGUGUAAAUAAUGAGUAAUCUACAAAGUUAAUACUGCAGACUGUCAGAAAGCAAAGAUCUGAGCAUUUAGAAAUAGGGUUGUUUCUACAAUACAGAAGUAAAAAUCAUAAGAUUUAAAGCACUUUGCUUCUGGAUUAAUUAAAAAUAUAUAUGUCCUGAAUUAGACAAUAGUUUAUGUUUACAAGAAAAAUAUUAUCUACAGCUGCUAGCAAGGUAUCAAGGAAACUAGUAAUAUGGGACUAGAAAUGGCUGCUAGUUGCAAGAUACACACAUUAACUCAUCAUUAAUCAGUUAUUUUAACACUCUCAGCUUUAGAAUGUUAAUUUCUGUAAUAUUUUUGGUGAUUUAGUGCUGUGGCAAAGUACUUUGCACACCACUUUCAGGUUCUUUAUGAUAAGAACCUUCUUUUGCUAUGAAAUGUACAAAUUCAAAGGAUAAGGGCUGGCCUUAGAGAUGGAUAAUCUGGACUACUGCACCAAAAAUUCAGGGGCAGCUUUCCUUCCCCCAAACUUGCUGAUAUCACUGCCCUUCCUGUGGAUCUGAAGCAUUCUGGAAGCAGAAUCAACAGGAGAGGAGAGGGCACUGCCUUUAUUAUAGAAGUAAUUCUUUCUGCCCUGAAGGUGGCACUAUGCUUCACAAUUGCACCCUGAUACUCCAUGAUACUGUGUCAGAAGUCUGUGAAGGAAGUGAAAAUGGUAACGUGGGAUAUUGAAAGCAGAGGGUAAAACAAAGGGGAUAAGGGAAGAGAGAGAGACUACAGAAGGGGUGAAGAGGAAAAAAGAGAAUAUGAUAAGCAAAGGAGAAUAUGAAU
This is a messenger RNA of Gopherus evgoodei (Goodes thornscrub tortoise), 4213 nucleotides long. It is a transcript of the gene KCNQ5, whose product is annotated as potassium voltage-gated channel subfamily Q member 5. NCBI's taxonomy places the organism in Eukaryota, Metazoa, Chordata, Testudines, Testudinidae. Gene Ontology annotation, cellular component: membrane. Gene Ontology annotation, molecular function: voltage-gated potassium channel activity. The transcript has 15 exons. Bases 372 to 3176 code for a protein of 934 amino acids. The record is from RefSeq and is a predicted model, not a curated record. Gene Ontology annotation, biological process: transmembrane transport; potassium ion transport.